This is a messenger RNA of Raphanus sativus (radish), 966 nucleotides long. RefSeq names its product U3 small nucleolar RNA-associated protein 25-like. NCBI's taxonomy places the organism in Eukaryota, Viridiplantae, Streptophyta, Magnoliopsida, Brassicales, Brassicaceae. The coding region runs from base 1 to 798 and encodes 265 amino acids. The record is from RefSeq and is a predicted model, not a curated record. The transcript has 5 exons.
AUGAGAUUACCCUUGAAAAGAGGAGCUAAGACCGUGAGCUCAUUUGCACCUCGGAAGAGCUUCCAACUCAUAGGCUCUGUUCCACUCCGUGAGGAUGUUGUUGAUGUUACAGAACUUUAUAUUGCUUAUUUGAAAAAAUUGUGUGGAAAGAUACAACGUGUUUUGAUUUUUCUGAGGGAAGUUGUGAGCAAGGUGCCUGACUAUGGCCAUGCGCAAGGGCAGGGCCAAGGGCCUGGUGAUGUCACCAUGGAUGAUCGCACCAUCUCCAAGAGAAGGAAGCCGGUCGGUGAUGAAGUGAAUGACAGCGACGAGGAGUAUAAGAAAAGCAAAACACAAGAGAUGGGUAAUGCUAAGCCCAGUGGUAGGGGUGGUAGAGGGAGAGGACGAGGAAGAGGCCGUGGUGGACGAGCGGCCAGAGCAGCUGAGAGAGAGAAUCUUAACCGCGAGAUGGAACUUGAGUCCUCCAUGGUGGAAGAGAAACCUCCUCAAGACAGUACCCAGGUGCAUGAGUCAGUGUCAGCACCACACGAGAUUGAGAAGAAGGAAGGCAUUGCAGCAGCAUCAAACGAAGACACCAAACAACAACAACUUCAAAGUCCAAAAGAAGGCAAUGACUUUGAUCUCAACGCUGAAUCUCUCGACCUAAACGAGACCAAACCGGCACCAGUCGCAGCAGCCACGGCCUCUGAGGAAUAUACCUGCUGGUCAAUGGAGUUAGGCCAAAUAGAUCCAGCACAGUUUGCAAGUUUGGGUAAGAGGAUAGACGAGGAAGAAGACUAUGACGAAGAAGAAGGUUAAAGGCAAAAGUACUACAAAUAGGACAUUAAAUAGAGUAGCAGCAUUUUAGUGGUUUUGUCUAGAAAAUGCUUCUUCUGUGAUAAGAAUCCACUUCCAGUUUAUAGGUAUUGUAUGAAUCAAAACCCUUUAAAAUAGACUUGCCCGGUGAGAGACUUUGAAACCUUUGCA